UACAAAAAUAAUUAGUUAUUUUAUUCUUAAAGUAGCAUCACAUGUAUAUGUAUAUUUAAUGGUUAGAUUAGUAAUCAUAAUAAUAAUUCAACUGCCAACCGUACGGAGAAGGUCUCAGUCGGUAAUUUUUGUAUAGUUGAGUUGCCUCCACUGGUGUACAGUGUGUGAGGUUUGACUUGUGUAUAUGUGUCCAUGUAUGAAUGUGUGCGUGUAUAUCCCCUACACUCUAUUUACUUUCAUUUUGUGAUUCUUUCUUGAGCGAUUUCUUUUCGGAUCGUUUGUUCUUAACAAAAAUAUAAUUGAUCAAGUUUUUAAGUAAUAAUUAUUGCGUUACUUUGAUAUUUCAUCGCCAUGAGUAAACCUAUAUGGUCAAUAAAUUGUUGUAAUCCAUUAAAUGAGUCACAUAAAAAAGGAGUUAAAGAUUUAAGAAAAUUUCCCGACGAAGAUCGUUGGAAAUUUCCUGACUUAGAUGACACUUCAAUGUUAUGUGUGCGUGGUCGAUUCCGUGUCAAAGAAUAUAUUCCGCCGGCAUCAGAGGAAGAGGAAAUUAUUUCAAGUCAAAUUAGUGUUGAAAGUCUGAGUAUAUCAGCUGAAAUUUGUACUCAAGGAAGCAGUUUAUCUCGAACUGUCAGUAAUUUUAGCGACAAUCUAUGUGAUUACAAUGAUCAUUCUUUAGAGCGAUUUUUGAAAAUUCCUCUUAUUGAAAAAGACAGGUUAUAUUCUGAAAAAAAUUAUGGAGUAAAAAAACUUGAUGAGAGCUAUGCUGCCCUAGAGAAUAAGUUACAAUCACAAUUUGGAAUAGUACCUGAAUCUACCUACAGAAAGAUUAAUCAAGAUCAUUGUUCCAUGAUAGCUAAAGUGAAGAAAUUAUAUAACGCUGAAAGUGACAAAUCAAUAAAAAAGAAGCUGCUUUCAAUUUUACCCGACAGUUGGGAAGUCAGUCGUAUAGCAUCUGAAUUUACACCGUUCUCGAAAAAUGUUCCAGGCAAUCAGCCGCUUAAGUUAGAUGUAAAAAAACUUGUCAUAGAUUUUUAUGAAAGCAAAGAAAUCUCAAAACAAUUAGCGGGUAUGAAAAAUUUUAAAUCUGUGAAGGAUUGUGAUGGAAAUCGAACUAGGGUACAAAAAAAGUUGAUUCUUUGUAAUUUAAAAGAAUUGUACCAAAGCUUCAAAGUGCAAUAUAACUCAGUGGCAAUCGGAUUUUCUAAAUUCACUAGUUUGAGGCCUACUUAUUGUAUUCUUGCUGGAAGUAGUGGUACACAUGUCGUAUGUGUUUGUACUAUUCAUCAAAAUGUAAAAUUGAUGUUAGAAGGAUGUAAUUUUCCAAAAUUUGCGAAAAACACCGAUUGGGUUGUAGAAUCUCAGCCAAUUUACAAAAAUUGAUUAAAUAAAUUAGUUUGUAACAAUCCAAAAGAAUCGUGCUUUUCCAGAAUGUGCAAUAGUUGUCCAAAUAAUGGAGAAAUCGCUGAUUAUUUUCGUGUGUCGUUUAAUGAAUCUGAUGAUAAUGAAAUCCAAUAUAAAAUGUGGACAUCAAAGGACCGUUGUACUAUUGUGAAUGUUACUUCAGAUUCCGAAGACUUCAUCGAGACUUUAGUGACGCAACUUGAUAAGCUUUUGAAACAUGAUUUUAUUGCGAAAACACAAAGUCGAUUUUUUUCUGGUACAAAACUAAAUUUAAAGAGCGGGGAAUUCGCCGUAGUAUUUGACUUUGCGGAAAAUUAUGCAUUCGUUGUGCAGGAAGCAGCUCAAGGCUUUCAUUGGAAUAAUGAUCAAGCUACUAUAUUUCCAAUAGUGAUUUAUUAUAACGAAAAUGAUACUAUUAAGCAUUUGAGCUUUGUUGGUAUUUCAGAUUGUCUUAAGCACGACACAGUUUUAAUUUAUUUAUUUCAAGAGCAAUUUAUUGCCUUUCUUAAAAAGAAGUUUGCUGUCAUCAAUACGAUUUUUUACUUCUCUGAUGGAGCUCCACAACAAUUCAAAAACAAGAAAGCAUUUACAAACUUAUGUUAUCAUUAUGCUGACUUCGAAAUCAACGCUUAGUGGCAUUUUUUUGCAACUGCCCAUGGCAAAGGACCAUGCGAUGGUCUUGCGGGUUCAUUAAAACGAUAUGCUUCUAGAGCUUCAUUACAAAUGAACAAUAAAGAGCAUAUACUGAAACCACAAGAUUUGUUUUCCUGGGGAACGAAAAAUUUUACAACCGUUGACUUUACUUUUAUAGCUAAUGACGAUUAUUUAAUAAAAAAAAAUGUGUUAGACGUACGAUAUUCUCAAUCGAAAACGGUGAAAGGUACACAGUCAUUACACACUUUUGUGCCUUUAAAAGAUGGAAUUGGUUAUGCUUUCAUUAAAACUGUGUCCACAUCUCAAAAAAGUU
Messenger RNA from Cotesia glomerata, 2368 nucleotides. RefSeq lists its product as uncharacterized. Bases 352 to 1380 code for a protein of 342 amino acids. The record is from RefSeq and is a predicted model, not a curated record. The transcript is spliced from 6 exons. NCBI's taxonomy places the organism in Eukaryota, Metazoa, Arthropoda, Insecta, Hymenoptera, Braconidae.